Molecule: messenger RNA, 1319 nt
Organism: Tarenaya hassleriana
Lineage: Eukaryota; Viridiplantae; Streptophyta; Magnoliopsida; Brassicales; Cleomaceae
Product: zinc finger protein 7-like
Exons: 3
Coding region: 418-1194 (258 amino acids)
Biological process (GO): negative regulation of abscisic acid-activated signaling pathway
Source: RefSeq, a predicted model, not a curated record
CUGUUGGACACUGAAUGACUCCAAAACACUUUAAACCUAGUGGUGGGAAAUGUGUUUAUCCACCUCUUUCUCUUUGAUUCAUAUCUUCUUAUUUUCUUUUUCUCUAAAUGAAAAUCAAAUAUUAUCCGUUUUUAUGUAUAGAAUUUAUAAGUAUUAUUCGUCUCUCCAACAUCUGCUCUCACAUAUUUGUUUAGAGAAUUUAUUCUUCACCAAUACAGUACUAUUUCUUUCACCUCUUUUCCCGAUGCAUUUGCUUGCAAGCAAUCCAUUUUCGGAAAAAAACUAGGAAGUACCCUUUUCCUCGAUUCAUCUCCUCAUAACCUAAAAGUCAACAGCUUCUGCUUCUGUCGGCUCUUUCCUUCUUCCAGAUCCCAACAAUUCCACAGCACAACUGUGAGAGGUUCUAUUCAGACAAAAAUGUCGGUAAUGAGUGAGAUAAUGACACCGUCCAAGUUGAAGUCGAACUCCAACUCCAACUCCAACUGGAACUCAAAUGGAGAAUCCGAUGUUUCUCAAGAACCAGUCAGGGGAGAAACCUCUUCAAACAUUUCAUCUCGAGAUCUGUCCAAACCCGUUUCUGCUCAUGUCUCUCUCGAUCUGACGCUCAAGAAUGGCUUCAGAGUCGACGAACUCCAGCCCGACGACAGACCCGCCGUUCCAAGAACCUUCUCUUGUAAUUACUGCAGACGCAAGUUCUACAGCUCUCAAGCCCUAGGUGGCCACCAAAACGCUCAUAAACGCGAACGCACGUUGGCUAAACGCGCAAUGUACAUGGGAAGAAUGUUCAGCCACCACCACAGCCCUUUCACUAGCCUCGCUUCUCUACCACUCCAGUACUCCUCCUCCUCCUCGGCGUUUCGCUCACUCGGGAUCCAAGCCCACGCCGGGGUAAUGCACCACGGUAUUGGCUUUGUACCGCCGCUGUCGCAAUCGCAAACGCCGUCAACUGCUGGUGUUGAUGUGGCGGCUGCGGCUCACAGGGUCGUUCCCGCGGCCAGGUUCCAUCAAGUGUAUUCCGGUAAUAACAUGCCAGUAUUCAUGGAAUGCGACGACGACGACGGCGACUUCUUCUGGCCCGGGAGCUUCCGACAGGUGGAUCCGGUGGCGAUUUCGGAUUCGGGUUCGGAUCAGAAUUCGAUUCCGGCGACUGAAGGCGUGGAUAGCUCGUUGCCAGAUCUAACGUUGAGACUCUAAGGACUUAAAACUCUGUUUUUUUAUUACCGAUAUCAAGUUUUUGUCAUUCAACACAGAUCCAUUUUUCAUUUAGCCUUUAGGAUUUCUGAAAAAGGAAUUCGAUGAUCUUUCAUAUCUCAAUUCAA